Ostertagia ostertagi is the source of this 669-nucleotide messenger RNA. Lineage: Eukaryota; Metazoa; Nematoda; Chromadorea; Rhabditida; Trichostrongylidae. The record is from the annotation of a GenBank genome assembly.
AUGUUCGAUGAUACCGACUAUAUGCGUCAAAAAGAGACUAUAAUUGAAAAGACUGAAGAAGCUUUCGAAGAAGGUUUUUUGGAAGCUUUGAAAGCUGAACGUGAGAAAAAGGAGAAGCCUGUGGAGUCUUCGUCCGAUUCUGAUUUUGAUAUCGAUGAUUUACCUGGUAGCUUGAAAACUAGAAAACGAAAGGCAGGAUCGACGUCGGCAGAAGUCGAGCAGAAAAAGACGAAAUUGGAUGACGAAGAUGAUGAUUCUAGUUCCGAUUCGGAAGAGAAUGAUGUCGACCCUGAACUGCUUCGUGAGAUCCAGGACUAUUUUACCGCCCAAAACGGGGAAUCGUCGAAGUCAUUGCAAGAUGAGAAACCCACGACGUCAGAAGUCGAAACCUUGUGCGUGACGGAUUGCAGCGAAAAUGCUUCGGAAAAUGUGGAGGUUCCUCCUAGCGAACCUACAGAAAGUGCGCCGGAAAAGGAGAAGAUCAGUGAAGCAACGGACUUUCCCGCUGUAGACCUGUCGUUAUAUGAUAGUGCCGUUCAACUGGAGGAGCUCGGGCUCAAUCAUCUCAAACAUGCUUUGAUAGCUCGUGGAAUGAAGUGUGGUGGCACCUUACGUCAAAGAGCUGAGCGUUUAUUUUCCGCGAAGAAGGAUGAGGAAGAGAAGACGUGA